CGCGGCAGCAGGGAGAGCGCGGUGCAGCCGCCGAGCGCCGCCGCCCGAUCCCGGCCCGGGCCCGCUGCCCGCGCGACGUCCGUGCGCCCCGCGCCCCGCGCCCCGGAGACGCCGUCCGGGGCGCCCCCGCCUGCGCCCCUGCCGCCCUGAUGGCCGCUGCCCGGGGCUGAGGGCGCCCGGGGGUGCGGCCGGGGGGACCCCAUGGGCCGGCCCGCGCCGUGCACCCCCCGCGGCCGCCUCCUCCGGCCCGGGCCCCCCCGAGCUCCGCGGGCCCGGGCGGCCCGGAUGGCGGGCGCGGCGGCCGGGGCCGGGGCUGGGUAGUCGGCGCCGCGAGCAGGCCGAGGAUGCAGCGCUGGAAGGCGGCGGCCCUGGCUUCCGUGCUCUGUAGCUCUGUGCUGUCUCUGUGGAUCUGUCGAGAGGGGCUGCUGCUCGGCCGCCGCCUGGGACCCGCGCUGGCCCCGCUGCGCCGCCCCCCGCGCACCCUGGACGCCCGGAUCGCCCGCCUGGCUCAGUACCGAGCGCUGCUGCAGGGCGCCCCGGACGCCGUGGAGCUGCGAGAGCUGGCGCCCUGGGCCAGCCGCCCUUCAGGUCCGCGCCGUCGGGCGGGGCCCCGGCGGCGGCGCGCGCGUGCGCGGUCGGGGUCGCAGCCGUGUGGGCUGCGCGAGCUGGAGGUGCGCGUGAGCGAGCUAGGCCUGGGCUACGCGUCGGACGAGACGGUGCUGUUCCGCUACUGCGCAGGCGCGUGCGAGGCGUCCUCGCGCGUCUACGAUCUGGGGCUACGGCGCCUGCGCCAGCAGCGGCGCGUGCGGCGGGAGCGGGUGCGCGCGCAGCCCUGCUGUCGCCCGACAGCCUACGAAGACGAGGUAUCUUUCAUGGACGUGCACAGCCGCUACCACACGGUGCACGAGCUGUCGGCGCGCGAGUGUGCCUGCGUGUGACCCUACCUCACUCUGCCUGGCAAGACGGCGGCGCUCUCCCUGCUCCCCCGACGGUACCCACCGGUCAGCAUGGCCAGUCCUGCAAAAGACUGCGCAUGUGCAGAGUACACCGUCGAGGCCGCGGGACUCUCGCGAUAACUGUAUUGAGAUAAAGUGUGAGAACUCGU
Cavia porcellus (domestic guinea pig) is the source of this 1105-nucleotide messenger RNA. It is a transcript of the gene Nrtn, whose product is annotated as neurturin. Gene Ontology annotation, molecular function: growth factor activity; receptor tyrosine kinase binding; glial cell-derived neurotrophic factor receptor binding. The record is from RefSeq and is a predicted model, not a curated record. The coding region runs from base 345 to 938 and encodes 197 amino acids. Lineage: Eukaryota; Metazoa; Chordata; Mammalia; Rodentia; Caviidae. The transcript has 3 exons.